Ectocarpus sp. CCAP 1310/34 is the source of this 1939-nucleotide messenger RNA. The record is from the annotation of a GenBank genome assembly. NCBI's taxonomy places the organism in Eukaryota, Phaeophyceae, Ectocarpales, Ectocarpaceae.
CAGCAGAGUAGCACCACCGAGACAGCGUGACUUCGAGGAAGCAAUGCCUUCUCACCCUCGCGGGACGGCGCCACAGCAGUGCACGGCUCUCGCCAGCGGGGUGGGUUUUGUUUCGCGGUCAACAGCGGGCGAACGCGCUUCGGGCAACACGUUGCUCCUUGUUCACCCCGCCGCCGGCCGCGGCCUCCAACAGCAGCAGCAACCACGACGUCGUCAUGUACGAUCGCGCCCCCGAGGCUUCACCUCUUCGUUUCUCACGCUCACAAACCGAUCGACAAUGAACCGCCCUCAUCAUUGCCUCAGAGACGGCAACCUUGAUGGUAGCGGUGCAUGGCGCGGUGUGUGUGGGGCUUUGCGGACGGCAGCUUCUCCCACCACAACAGUCGAUGUUAUCGAUGCUGCAGCUGCUACUGGCGUGGAGCGGCUAGGGGUGGAAGGAGAACAAAGGGAGAGGAUAAGCGCUGGGGGUAGCGCUGCUGCGGUCUCUGACGGGGUCGGCGAAUCGCCAGCCGGGGUGACCGCUGGCUCUUCGACCACGGAUGCCAACAUGCAGAAUAGCGGCACCCGCAUCGACGAGCGCUCGCGACGGAAGCUCCCAGCGCCGGAUACGCCGGCCCGCUUGGUCGUGGAGGCGAAGAAGUCGACCAGCGCAGCGGCGGCCUUCAUGCGACGCAUGACCGAAGCCGGGAAGAGGGGCAGGUGGCGCGACGUCGUGCCUGCUCUGGAGGAGAUGCUCAAUCUCGGCCUAGUUACCGACGGCCGCCCAUAUACGGUCGCCAUCAAGGCCCUCGGCGACAACGGGAAGGCAGCGGAGGCCUUGAAGCUCCUUGAGAGCAUGCGUGACGGAAGGAUCCCGCCAAACGAGUUUUCCUACACCGCGGCGGCCAGCGCCUGCGCGAAGACCGGAGACUGGAAGGGGGCGCUGAGGCUACUGGGGCAGAUGAGAGAGCAGGAUGGGCUGGAGCCGAACGAGUUCACCUACACAGCGGCGGUGACGGCCUGCGGCCGCGGCGGAAACCUCGAGGCGGCGUUGUCCCUGCUCGACGGCAUGAGGGGAAAGGGCGUAUCCCCGAACUGCUUCACGUACAACAGCGCCAUUCACGCCUGCGCGAGAAAGGCGAGGCAAGUGGAAGCUGGCACUGGAGCUGAUUGAGAGGAUGAAGGCGGACGGGGUGACGCCGAAUCUCACGACGUACUCCAGCGCCGCCGACGCGUGUGCUAAGGGAGGCAAUUGCACCGCUGCUCUCAAGAUACUCGAGGAAGUCCGCAGCCUCGAUUUCGAAGUCGGAGAGAUCUUGUACAAUUCGGUAAUGGAGGCGUGUGCCGCCGUGGGGCAGACGAAACUGUCGCUUUCACUUCUUGAGACGAUGCGGAAGGACGGCGUGAAGCCGAGCCCGGCGACGUACACGACGGCGAUAACUGCGUGCGGCCGAACCGCGGACUGGAAGCGAGCUCUGCUGCUGCUGGUGGAGAUGAGGAAGUCGUUUCCCUCCCGCGCUCUCGACGUCAACCGGACCGUGGCAGCUGCUGCUGCUGCGGCGGCGGCAGCAGCGGGCCAGCGUGAAGGGGAGGUGGUAGGAAGUGGCAACAACGACAGCCACACCAGCAGCAGCGAUGGUGGUGGCGAUGGUCGUAGUAUCGGUGGUGCUGAAGGCGUUGAAGGCGUUGGCUCUGAAGGCGUUGGCUCUAGUCGUGAUGAUGAGAGUGGCGGCACCGACGACACUAGCAAGAAGGGCCCCGAUUGGUGGGGAAAAGGGAACGUCCAGGAGGUGAUGGGCACCGCCGGUGGAUCAAGGCGGCGGGCCGGGAGAAGGCCUCCAUCGUUAGAUCCCUCAUCAAAUGUGCCAACAGCACCAGUCGCAGCCACAACAACAACAACAUCAGCACCACCACUAGCCGCAGGCGGGGGCAGGAGCAAUACAGGGCGCAGAAUAAGGGG